AGUGGGAAGCACACUGAACAGCCUGGAUCAACAUAAUAUCUGCAAGAAAAAGUGCGCUACAACAAAGAUUUGGCAGCGCGCACAAGGCUUUCGUACUUUUUUUUCAAAUUAUUAAAUCGGAUUAGCUUUAGCACCGUCACACUCACAUUGAGUAGCGUGUACUAUCUAAUCAUACGGUUGCUAGUCAUGAAUUAUUGCGCUAUUCAUGAAUUAUUGCAGAUCAAGUCUGCUACUUGCAAAACAGUUGAGUGCGUCAGUGGGUAGCACACUGAACAGCCUGGAUCAACAUAAUACCUGGCUGCAAGAAAAAGUGCGCUACAAUGAUUUUGCAGAGCGCACAAGGCUUUCGUACUUCUUUUUCAAAUUAUUUAAUCGGAUUAGCGGCGUCACAUUGAGUAACAUGUACUAUCACUAUCUUGUCAUGCGUUUCCUAUUUCUGAAUUAUUGCAGAUCAAGUCUGCUACUUGCAAAAGCAUUGAGUGCGUCAGUUGGUAGCACACUGAACACCCUUGACCAUUAUAAUAUCUGCAAGAAAAAGUGCGCUACAAGGAUUUGGCAGCGCGCACAAGGCUGACUUUCGUACUUUUUUUUCAAAUUAUUAAAUCGAAUUAGCGGCGUCAAAUUGAGUACUUAACAUGUACUAUCUAGUCAUACGUUUAUUCUUAUUCCUGAAUUAUUGCAGAUCAAGUCUGCUGCUUGCAAAACAAUUGAGUGCGUCAGUCGGUAGCACACUGAACGCCCUUGACCAUUAUAAUAUCUGCAAGAAAAAGUGCGCUACAACUACAAAGAUUUGGUAGCGCGCACAAGGCUGGCUUUCGUACUUUUUUUUCAAAUUAUUAAAUCGAAUUAGCGGCGUCACAUUGAGUAACAUGUACUAUCUAGUCAUACGUUUAUUCUUAUUCCUGAAUUAUUGCAGAUCAAGUCUGCUACUUGCAAAACAAUUGAGUGCGUCAGUCGGUAGCACAGUGAACAGCCUGGAUCAACAUAAUAUCUGGCUGCAAGAAAAAGUGCGCUACAAGGAUUUUGCAGAGCGCACAAGGCUUUCGUACUAUUUUUUCAAAUUAUCAACAUACAGUCUAGUCCAUUCAUCAUUAUUUUCUCAAACGAUAGCGUCCUUCAUAGCAUAGAGCUACCGCGUCACUGAUCUAUUUGCACUGGCUUACAUCAUGAAAAAUGUAGCUUGCUUACCCCGCAAGCUUUGAGUACCCCCCCUUCGGUCCCCAAAGUUGUAGCCCUUCUAACCCCCCUGUUCGCAAUCGCUGUACGUGGUCAGAAAACGCAAAAAAAUGCAAAGGUGGUUUUUGCUUCAUCUUGAAAGAGAGACAAAGUUACAUAAUAUCCUAUGAAAAGAUUGAUGUGCUUCGCAAUUUGUUUCAAUAUUUAUUUGUCUAAGUUUCAGUACUUACUUAUUUAUCAUAUCAAAUAUGUUGAAUCUAAGUAAGUGAGUAUUUUCAUAUGACUUCGUUACUCCGAUUGCUGUCUUCAACAACAAGACCUGUUUCAAAUUUACCUGCUUCAACAUGUGCAUCUUUAUUGGAGAUUCAUCAUGUGCAUAUUUAUUGAUUCAUCAACAUGUACAUCUACAUCUUGAUCUUUAUUGAUUCAUCUUUAUCUGAUUGUUUGAUUAAUCAUACAUAUAUUAAUUUAUUGACAAUUGCUGUUUGGUAAAGAUCUAUGCAAGUGGUCCUCGUGUGUAAAUAAACUUAAAAUUUACAUGAUUGGUUGAAGCAACUCAAAUUCACAUGCCAUGGUCUUCGUUGUUC
Messenger RNA from Amoebophrya sp. A25, 1763 nucleotides. The record is from the annotation of a GenBank genome assembly. NCBI's taxonomy places the organism in Eukaryota, Dinophyceae, Syndiniales, Amoebophryaceae.